This is a messenger RNA of Polypterus senegalus (gray bichir), 1542 nucleotides long. Its product is annotated as protein kinase C eta type-like. The transcript has 2 exons. Lineage: Eukaryota; Metazoa; Chordata; Cladistia; Polypteriformes; Polypteridae. Bases 1120 to 1542 code for a protein of 140 amino acids. The record is from RefSeq and is a predicted model, not a curated record.
CUCGCAGGUAUGCUCAAAGGCGCCUCUCCGCUCGCUCCUCUUUUCGCCACCCAUCUGAACCCGGCGGCCGGCUAACUUUCAGCACAUACUCUCGCAGUUUUGUUGCUUUUUAGCGCCUCUCUAUUUUUAUAGACUUUACCGAGAAGUGUUGGUCGCACUUUGCCGGGUGCGCGUAUGUAGAGGGUGGGGGCUGAUGUCUGUUCAUAUUUCUUAUUUUUAAAUCACCUACUUCCCUGUUAGGGACAUGCUUGGCUUCCUGAUUUGAAGACGCGCCUCUGAGUGGCGGAGCUGUGAAAAGAACGCACACGCACCCUCGGUGACAUCCCACAACACACGAGACACCAGUGUUAGGUGACAAUCGGUUCAAGACUAAAUGGAAAAGGUUAGCUUUGUGUGGAGUACUGUACGUUCCACUUCAGUGCCGCGACUUUGCCGACCUUGACCGCGAUCGGAGGGAGACUACAGAACAGCAGGUGCGCAACUCUCACUUACUAGCCCAUGAAGUUGCUGUUUUGUUCACCUCAAAUGUAAACUGGACUUAGAUCAAUCAUCUGGAGGUUAAGGGUAUUGAUCUGAUCAGAGAUCUAUCACGGACUCCGAUCGAAGAAGUAAUGUGAACGAAGUGGACCUGAAGUGUCUACUGCGACAUCUGAAUAACGGACACCGGACCAUUUGGGCCGAUCCGAGCUAAGACUGUGUAAUAUGACUUGAUUGCAGCUCGCCUAUCGGAAAGUAAAAAAUAUAUAUAUUUUCCUCUCUGUAUGGAAAUGCAGAUUUUCUGAUUUACCAAAUGCCCUUCAGGUAAGCUUGAGCCUGCAUGGUUCACUAAUCAGAUGCAGUGUUUCGGUAUCUCAGGGUUUGGUUUACCUGAUCUCAUCGUAGGCAAGACUGAGAACUUGAACUUUACUUUUUCAUUUUUUUAGUACUCCAGGUGGUGAUCAUUGAUCUUUUACGGUUUGAAACUCGGUUUACUUGUCGAAUGAGAUAUCAACCUCAUUGAACUGAUUUGAACUUCAUUGCAAUACAACCCGGACCAUUAGGAUUGUGCCGCCUGCCCAAUGAAUUGACCCGUUUGUGCUACCGUUAUUGGGGUGAACCAGAGCGAGCCCAGUGGCAACCAUGAAAUUCAACGGGUUUUUAAAGCUGCGCAUCGGCGAAGCCGUGGACCUGAAGCCCACGGAUUUCUCCCAGAGACACAACGUUUUGUUCAAUAAAGCUGCGGUCUAUCUUGACCCUUACAUUACGGUCAGUGUAGACGAAUGGAGAAUCGGACAAACACACACGAAACAGAAGACCAACAGCCCCACGUACAACGAAGAUUUCUCCGUGAACGUGACCAACGGCCGAAAGGUCGAGCUGGCGGUCUUUCACGACACGCCGAUCGGCUACGACGACUUUGUGGCCAACUGCACCAUCAUGUUCGCGGACCUUAUCGGCGCCAGCAACUCUGACGAGACCUUUGAAGGAUGGGUUGACCUGGAGCCGGAGGGCAAAGUCUUCAUUGUCAUCACCCUCACAGGGACCUUUGUGGAUGGUAAGUAA